UUCCCUAGACAGUCCGAGAGUGAAGGUCACGCCCGGCAUCAUGGCCUCCCAUCAACACCUUAUCUUUAACCCUGCCCAGAAAGUGGCCAAAAUCUCCCAUUGCUCCUCUAUGGAGCAAUAUAAACAAAUGCAUGAAAAAUCGCUUAAAGACCCGGAAGCUUUCUGGGGGGAGAUAGCCAAGAGUUUUCACUUUGAACACAGUGUCACGGGCAAGUUCCUGGAUUAUAAUUUUGACAUAAGUAAAGGGAAGAUAUUCGUGCGGUGGCUGGAGGGCGCCAAGACCAACAUCACCUACAACUGCCUUGAUGUGCACGUCCUGGCUGGCCACGGUGACCAGGUGGCCUUCUACUGGGAAGGCAAUGACCCAGCUGACACAGAGGUGAUCACCUAUGGGGACCUGCUGAAGGAUGUGUGUCAAGUAGCCAAUGUGCUUAAGGCUAGGGGUGUGUCCAAGGGCGACCGUGUGGCCAUCUACAUGCCUAUGAUCAAGGAAUUGGUUGUGGCCAUGUUGGCAGUUGCUAGAAUAGGAGCAGUCCACUCAAUUGUGUUUGGGGGCUACUCUGCAGAUAGUUUGGCAGAGCGAAUGUUAGAUGCACAGACGACUGUUCUCAUCACCGCUGAUGCCGUGUGGAGGGGCCCAAAGCUCAUUGCCUUGAAGGAGAUUGCUGAUGAUGCACUGAAAAUAUGCAAGUCAAAGAAGCUGAAAGUGAAGAUGAAUCUGGUAGUGCAACACAUGAAGAAUGUUACAACACCGCACACUGCCAACAAUGCUGCACCCAAUUGCAACCCAACUAAAAAGACUCAUUUUGAUGACAAGGGCAACUUCAAGGUAGUUGGAUGGAAUUCAGAUGUUGAUGUAUGGUGGCAUGAAGCAAUAAAUAAUAUGAGCAAUGAGUGUCCUCCUGUGUGGGUGGAUACAGAAGAUCCUCUCUUCAUGCUAUACACUAGUGGGAGUACGGGCAAGCCCAAAGGAGUGUUGCACACUGUUGGUGGGUACAUGUUGUAUGUUGCCACAACUUUCAAGUACACUUUUGACUACCACCCGGAAGACGUCUAUUUCUGCACAGCUGACAUUGGGUGGAUCACCGGUCACUCGUACGUUACCUAUGGACCCAUGUUGAAUAAUGCCACGUCAGUCUUGUUUGAGGGGGUGCCCACUUACCCACACACUGGCCGCUUCUGGGAAAUCAUUGAAAAGUACAAGGUAACCAAGUUCUACACUGCUCCCACUGCUAUUCGAACACUUAUGAAGUUUGGUGAUGAGCCUUUGAAAAAGUAUGACAUCUCAAGUCUGUCAGUGCUGGGAAGUGUUGGGGAGCCUAUUAAUCCAGAGGCUUGGCUGUGGUACUACAGAGUGGUUGGUGACAGUAAUGUUUCUGUUGUUGACACAUUCUGGCAGACGGAGACAGGGGGCCAUGUGCUCACUCCUCUACCAGGUGCUACACCCACCAAACCAGGAUCAGCUACUUUUCCAUUCUUUGGAGUUGAUGUGGCCUUGUUAGAUGAAGAGGGUAGAGAAAUAAAGGGGGUUGGAGAAGGCUACUUGGUGUUCAGCCGACCCUGGCCUGGUAUCAUGCGCACUGUCUAUGGUAACCAUGAACGUUUUGAGACUACCUAUUUCAAGAAAUUCCCCGGCUUCUACUGCACUGGGGAUGGUGCCAAGCGUGAUGAAGAUGGUUACAUAUGGGUCACUGGACGCAUAGAUGACAUGUUAAAUGUCUCGGGGCAUCUCCUCUCCACAGCUCAGGUUGAAAGUUCACUUGUUGAGCACCCAGCAGUAGCAGAAUCUGCAGUAGUUGCAAGACCACACAGUGUGAAAGGAGAAUGCCUCUACUGUUAUGUCACACUAACUGAGGGCAAUGAGUACACUGACAAGCUAGUAGCAGAACUUAAAAAUAAAGUGCGAUCUAAGAUUGGUACCUUUGCUACACCUGAUUUUAUGCAGCUUGCUCCUAGCCUGCCAAAAACUCGUUCAGGAAAGAUAAUGAGGCGUGUUUUGCGAAAAAUUGCUGUUGGAGAUCAUGACUUUGGUGACAUCUCUACUCUGGCAGAUCCCAAUAUUGUUGAAGAAUUGUUCCAGCACAGAUCAAAGGAAGGGAGAGUAUAAAAUGUUGAGUCGUUGGUUUUGAUUAGUACUGGUACAUGAUAUUCUCAAUUUAGAUGUAUAAUUGUCAGAUUUAAGCCUUAGUGUUAACUGGUUAUAUGUGCAUUAAUUGGUGCAUUUUCAAGACAAUAAGUGUGUCAUAUAUACUGUGGAAGGUACUUUAAGUUACUACUGCUACCUUUGUACUUAAAAGCUGCCAAAUAAUAUUAAUAUUUAAUAACUGUGUGGAUAUAUUAUUGUUUGGUGCUUCAAUUGUAAACGUCCAGUGGUGACAUAGGUUUUAUGGUGUAUAUCUUGUUAGUUACUCAGAUAUAUAAUUUGGGGAAUAUAUAACUACUGCCCUGGGACGCUACGUCUAAUGCACAUGUAUAAAAUUAAUAGAAACAAUGGCACAAAAGGUUUUACAUCACCAUUGGUACAUCACUUGUGGUUGUGGGAUGAGUGAAAUUUAUUUUUAUUGAAUGUCUUUUCUUUCUAUAAUAAAUAUACAUUUUUAUUUUUUAAAUAAUUUGUUGAAGCUGCUUUUCUGUUAAUGGCAGUGGAUGAUCAUUCCUUUCCUUUUCACAGUGACAUCAGUUAGUUAUUCUUUAAAAAAAAAUUGUCCUUUCUAUUUAGUAAUGAAAGUACUACAUGCUACUAGUACACGAGUGCUAAUUUAGUAUUUUUCCUGGUGUAGCCCCUUGGUGGCUCCCUGGAGCCAGCCACCUGGAUAGCUUUCAUACCUAUCAUGCCUCUGCCGACCUUUGUGAGUAAUAAGUCUACUGGGGACCAGGAGCAAAACCUGCUUCCAACUCAAUAGCGGCACAGGGGGUUGAGGUGCAAACAUCAAUCCAAGCCAAGGAGAAAUACCAUAAGAAAGGAAGAGCACUGUAAAACAAACAACUGCAAGGAAGAAUAUACAAAAUUAUAAAUAAAAUAAACAUAAGAAAUAUAAGAAAAUUGGAAAAGAAAACCUGUCACAACAACUAAGCUGCUAGUUACUGCCUGAUGGCAUCCCAGUAAUCCUGGCCUGUCUGUCAACAAGCCAUAGUCAUUCACCUCUGACCCUAGUCAUUGUCCUCUUUGGUGACUGACUUGCAUCCCAGCUCUUCCUUGAGGUCUUUGGUUCCUAGGAUUGGGGCCUCAAGGUUGGUGGGGGGAAGGGAAAAAGGUCCAAAGAGGGUCCAUGGGUGCCCUUUAAUUCUUUAUGGUCCUUGUUGCCCUUGUCUGAGGUGUUUUCUCUCCACACACAAGAUUUUUGGGGGGGAGGCCCCAAUGCCUCCCUGGAGCCAUCUUGCUAAUAUUGAUCCAUAGUAAAAAGUCAUAUCAGUCACAGAAGUUCUUUUUGACUUACCAGGGACCUGAACCAGAAUUUUGCACCCCUCACAGGUGCAGAGAGAAGGUGACACUACCAUCUCACCGGGAAAGGUACCCAGAAAGUCCGUGAACCAAUACAGACCACUGCUGGGUUCAAAUAGACUAAAGCCUCACAACCUGCUGAAUGAACUCUCCCAACAAUCUAAACAGACAAUCUAAAAUCCCUCGAAACAAGCAUGCGCUCAUUUGCUCCACCCCCGCCCACUCAUUUGGGGGAGGGAGGGGGGCUAGGGCUCACACUGUCCACAGGCUGGAGCCAUCAGCUCCUCUGCUGAUGUGACACAUUCCAGAUAUCUGCAAUAGGGCCUCAAAGUUGACAGUAAGCUGUGGCUGACCCCAGUGCUAUUCAGCUAAGUCCUUCUCUGGACUUUGUUCUAUGUGGUGUAGCAUGGGCCUGCACAUUAGAGUGCUAAGAGCUACAUGUGCUCAGCAUUACCUUCUCAAGGUACUCUCUAGCUCUGCCCCUGCACUGACAGAGUUCUCUUCUGUGGUGUGUUUAGGAUUUCACUCACAUAGAUGUCCUUCCUGCUUGGGCUGGCCCUCACCUUGGGUGAGUCAAGGGUCUUGUUACCAUGUUGUCUUAGACCAGGUCUGGAGUGAUUGGUGGCUGGUGGAGCACACUGGUGGCUCAAGAGCUUGUAUUUAUGGCAUGCCCGAGGUGGGCUUUCACAGCCGUGAAGCCCAGGCUUUGUUGGCUUACUUUUAGGUCUGGUGUAGCAUACUCAAUGCCUGAGUGUCCUGCUUGGUUUAUCCUUCAGGCCCUGGAAAUCCUCUAUAGGUUUAGUGUUGUCAAUGGGUAUCCCAUCUGAAUCGGUUUUUGCCUUGUGCGAAUUUCAGGAUUGUUUGUUGUCCAUGCCAGAGGGCAACAAUCAUUCGCUCUGCAUAUGCUAUGCUGCCUGUUGGGUUGGUGACACGUACAACACUGAAUCCCGUGGAGUUUUACACUCCCCAUGUGGCACUCUUAUCUGACCCUCCAAAUAAAGUUAGUGCAUAUUAAAUGACUACCACUUUGUGGGUUUGUUUUGCCCACCUGCAGUAGUUUGGGAUGUGUGCUUGGUUGGAUGCCCACAGCUGGCACACCUUGUGUUUUGGGACCAGGAAUUGGAGGUGUUGGUGAACUCCACCUUGGCUCCAUCUACACCUCUUCCUUCCCUGCUGGGCAUAAUUUGCCCCCCCCCCCCCCCUCCCUCUUGUUCCCUCUGGUCCAUGCUGCUGGCCCCAAAAUAUCUAAGGGUUUCUGGGUUGGAGUAGAAUUUAGCUCGGGAAGUGUUUUGGCCAUCUCCAGGGGUGGCUCCUUUUGAUCCAGGUACUCACCUAAUUGUGCUUGUGGGGGUUGAGCUUUGUCUCUUUGGUCCCGCCUCUCAACUGUCAAUCAACUGAUGUACAGAUUCCUGAGCCUACUGGGCUCUAUCAUAUCUACAUUUGAAACU
This is a messenger RNA of Procambarus clarkii (red swamp crayfish), 4890 nucleotides long. RefSeq names its product acetyl coenzyme A synthase (gene AcCoAS). The record is from RefSeq and is a predicted model, not a curated record. Gene Ontology annotation, molecular function: acetyl-CoA synthetase activity; AMP binding. Lineage: Eukaryota; Metazoa; Arthropoda; Malacostraca; Decapoda; Cambaridae.